Grus americana (Whooping crane) is the source of this 1283-nucleotide messenger RNA. It is a transcript of the gene CCL19, whose product is annotated as C-C motif chemokine ligand 19. The coding region runs from base 114 to 413 and encodes 99 amino acids. Gene Ontology annotation, molecular function: chemokine activity; CCR chemokine receptor binding. Lineage: Eukaryota; Metazoa; Chordata; Aves; Gruiformes; Gruidae. Gene Ontology annotation, biological process: lymphocyte chemotaxis; inflammatory response; cellular response to interleukin-1. The record is from RefSeq and is a predicted model, not a curated record. The transcript is spliced from 4 exons. Gene Ontology annotation, cellular component: extracellular region.
AAUAGGCAGCAGGAAGCACCAGCAGCAGAGCGCAGAGAAGCUGUGCAGAGCUCACCUCUCCUGCCCGGAGCACGGUCACCUCCAGCCCAUCCUCUGCCAGACUCAGCAGCAAAAUGCAGCAGCUGUAUCUUCUCUGCCUCAGUCUCCUGGUGCUUGGACGUGUCCUGGAUGUGCACGGCGGGAACAACGUCCUCGACUGCUGUCUGCGGACGAGCGAGAAGCCAAUUCCCCGGCGGAUAGUGCAGGAUUAUCAGCUCCAGCUGGUGCAGGAUGGCUGCGACAUCCCAGCUACUGUGUUCAUCACCACAAAGGGCAAGCGCCUCUGUGCCCCGCUCCAAGCACCGUGGGUGGUUCGCCUCCAAGAGAAGCUGGAUGCCAGCUCUGCCAGGAAGGCCAAACCCCAGGGCAAGUAGGCUCCGAAGAAGCCCAUGGCCUGCCCCAGCACCUGGAGUGGGGCCGGAUCCCAGCUGUGAACCUGAAGCUAAUGAAGCCAACCUGCUUCCACCUCCAUCUGCAGGGCUGACCCUCCUCGGGACUCGUGCCAGCGCACAGGGCUGGGCAGAGCCCUGCCUGCUCUCUCUUGCUCCCUCUGUCUCCAUUAUGACCCAGCAACCUGCAUCAGGCUGAGCUGGGGGCUGCUGGACCAGAGCCGUGGCUGCCUUUGCAGCCUGGAAGCUGGUUCAUAAACUUUUUUUUUGAGAUAAGUUCGGGGAUCCCAGCCUUCCCUUUGGUGCAGCAGCUGUGACCUCCAGCACCAGUCUGAUCCCUUUGGUUUCCAUUGUCAGCCCCAAAGCUUCUGCAGUCCUUCUGCAUCCCUGGGAUGGGCUGCCAGGAUGGGACAGUAUGCAGAUGGAGGGGAUGGAUGGAGAUGUUCCUUGCUGGCCAUGCACUGUGCUACUCCCUCGCUGAGCACAACCUAGGUGCUCUCGGGCAGAACGUGGCCGAUGCUCCGCUGUCAUGCCCUGACUUCCCUGCACUGUUUCCCCUCCUGCCCUUCCUUGCAUGGGUAGAAAUAGAGCCAGUAAUGCGAUGGUGGCAGAGCGGGCAGUGAUGUUGCCUUUGGCCCUUGCACUCCUCAGGGUCACUGCCCCCCUUCUUGGUCCUCCAGCCUGCCACCGAGUUCAAAGCCUGCCCCGCUCUCCUGCCUGGGCAGGGAUACACGAGCAGUGUUCACGCUGUUCUCAGAUAUUUGCUGCUAGAUCUGUUCAAUGCAACAAUUACGGGUGCAAGUUGCUUCUUUUCUCUUUUUUAUUGUGCUGUGAUUUUGUUAAAUAAAAAGAAAA